This is a messenger RNA of Pygocentrus nattereri (red-bellied piranha), 2843 nucleotides long. Its product is annotated as gastrula zinc finger protein XlCGF7.1-like. NCBI's taxonomy places the organism in Eukaryota, Metazoa, Chordata, Actinopteri, Characiformes, Serrasalmidae. Gene Ontology annotation, biological process: regulation of transcription by RNA polymerase II. The transcript has 3 exons. The record is from RefSeq and is a predicted model, not a curated record. Bases 479 to 1408 code for a protein of 309 amino acids. Gene Ontology annotation, cellular component: nucleus. Gene Ontology annotation, molecular function: RNA polymerase II transcription regulatory region sequence-specific DNA binding; DNA-binding transcription factor activity, RNA polymerase II-specific.
GUGUAAAACAUAUAUGAGACCGUGUAAAAAAUUAAUAGGCAUGCAAUUGAUGGGCAAACUCAAUGUUGAUUUAACUCUCCAUAUUUGUAUUUGCAACAUAUUUUCAUACUUCAUAUUUUGUUUGUGGGUUUUUUCAUUUCAUAUGAAACGUGUGGCACAAAACGAACUCCAUACAGGUGGUGGCGCUGAUUCUGUGACUAUUUCUUUCUCCGACCGCGCUAAAGCGGAGAAGCAGAAGACUGUGCCGUGGCAGUCCACGCCUCCGCGCUCGGACGGGGCUGUUGGAGGAGCAGAAAGAAGAGCUGAGCUGCGCUGCUGAAGUUAUCUGCAUUGCUGUCUGACCAGGAGUCUGCGCAUAGUCUUGAGCAUUAAAGAAACAAAAUGAUGUCCUAUUUCAAGUCUUCUCCUGCACUUUCCUAUCCAGCUUAAACAUGCUUCUGUAAACACAUCAGGAGAUUCCGUCAAAGGAAACGUUUAGAUGUUAAAUAUGGUGUCCAGAAAACAUUCUGGUACUCAGCAAAUGUCAUCUGGUACCCUCCACAUGAACACAUCUCAUGGACAAACACAGAAAACUCACUACUGCUUGGAGUGUGGAAAGAGUUUUACUCAAAAGAGAACUCUCAAAACACACCAGCGCAUUCACACUGGAGAGAAGCCGUAUCUCUGCUCAGAGUGUGGGAAAAGAUUUAAUACACAGAGUAAUCUCCAAAGACACUGGCUCAUUCACACAGGAGUUAAAGCAUAUUACUGUUCAGAUUGUGGGAAGAGUUUUGCUCAGCAGAGUACUCUCCAAGAACACCAGCGCAUUCACACAGGUGAGAAGCCGUAUUACUGCUCAGAGUGUGGGAACAGUUUUAAUUGCCGCAGUUCUUUUCAAGAACACCAGCGCAUUCACACAGGAGAGAAGCCGUAUUACUGCUCAGAGUGUGGGAAGAGUUUUAAUCAUCGCAGCUCUUUUCAAGAACACCAGCGUAUUCACACUGGAGAGAAGCCGUAUCAGUGUUCAGAGUGUGGGAAGAGUUUUAAUCGUCAAAGUACUCUCCAACGACACCAGCGCAUUCACACAGGAGAGAAGCCCUAUUACUGCUCAGAGUGUGGGAACAGUUUUAAUCGUCACAGUUCUUUUCAAGAACACCAGCGAAUUCACACUGGAGAGAAGCCGUAUCAGUGCUCAGAGUGUGGGAAGAGUUUUAAUCGUCACCGCACUCUCCAACGACACCAGCGAAUUCACACAGGUGAGAAACCGUAUUACUGCUCAGAGUGUGGGAACAGUUUUAAUCGUCGCAGUUCUUUUCAAGAACACCAGCGAAUUCACACUGGAGAGAAGCCAUAUCAGUGCUCAGAGUGUGGGAAGAGUUUUAAUCGCCACAGUACUCUCCAACGACACCAGCGAAUUCACACGGGAUAGAAGCCCUAUUACUGCUUAAGAGUGUGGGAAGAGUUUUACUCUACAGAGUCAUCUCCAUCAACACCAGCACAUCCACACAGGAGAGAAGCCAUGUCCCUGCUCAGGGUGUGGGAAGAGUUUCAAGCAUCUAAGGGCUAUGACCACACACAAGUGCACUGUAAGCAGUGGUGGAAAUGGACAGUUGUGAGUGUAACAUCUUGCUGUCUGCGUCCACCCCAGAUUUCAAGUUGUUUUUAAGUGGAAACACCUAAUGUUGCUUUACAUUAUUUCUAAACAUAAGCAUAAAAUGAAAUAAAAUUUCCUUAGCUGAACAUGAAGUUAACCCACGUAUACUGAAUUUCAUUUGUGUCAUAUGUUGAAAACAAUUGAGAAGUUCCACAUUCAAUAAUGAAAGAUGGUUUAUUUAUUUAUUUAUUUAUUUUCUAAGAGUAUAAUCUAGUGUAGUUUUUCCUGACGCAGCGAUGGAUGUUUUGACAAAGAUUUGACAGUGUGCUUUGCUCCUUGAGUCUUUUUUUUUUCUCCUUUGAUUCCUACAUGUUAAUUAGUUAACACUUCUUACGCUAAAGUGUGAAUUUAUCUUUCCAUUUAAUCUCUAGGAGAUGCUUACUGUAUGCUGUAUGUUCUGAGUGUUUUUGUUGAGGACUGUAAUGAAGCAGCUAUGACCCAGAACAUUGCAACAGUAAACAUUUUGCUGUGGUGAGCAGGAGGAAACAGCUUUGUAAUAGAGAGUUCACAGUAUUAAGACAGACUGCAAGUCUCAUCGCACUGUCUGAGUGACUUACUGGUGAUUCCUCUUCAGAAAGGCCUGUGCAUGCCUGUUUUUCAGAGCAUGAAAUUGCAUGCAUCUGUGAACUUUCCAGUACUGUUUUCAAAGACUUUAGGGCAGUCAAAGUCUGCAUCAUAAUAUUUUUGCUUUGUAAUAAGGAAACAAUAUGUAAAAUUCUGUUUGUGCACAGUGUUAUUUACAUAUAAUUUACCUAAAGGUAUAACUACUUAGACCAAGUAUAUGUUAGACAGUGUGGAAGACACCUGCAGGUGCUCUCACCCCUCAUCUCUCUCGCUCUCUCUCUCUCCCUUCCUCCCUCCAUAUAUGUGUGUGUGUGUGUGUGUGUGUGUGUGUGUGUGUGUGUGUGUGUGUGUGUGUGUGUGUGUGUGUGUGUGUGUGUGUGUGUGUGUGUGUGUGUUUUCAAAUUUACAUUUGAAUUAGACUCACUUUGUCAAGUAUGUUACACAUACAGUUGGUCGUAGUGAAUGUGCACCUGUAACAUAAUAAACAGACCAGACAAGUACAGAGUAGAUAAAGGUAAAAAAAGAAAAAUAAUAAAAUAUUACAUAGAAAGGAGCUAAUUUCAAAAGUAGCUGAAGAGAUGAAUGUGCAUGUUAUAUGUGAAUAUAUAUGUGCAGAAUCUGAAGAAAUAAACUGAUAUGAACAUUU